AUGGCAACACUUUCCCUCCCUCUCUAUCAAAACACACUCCCUCUUCAUCAUUUAUCUUCUAAACGCCGUCGGUUUCCCAUUCCAAACCUUCACUCACCUCUCAAAAUCUGCUCUUCUGGUAGUGAAGAUGGAUCUAAAUCAAGGGAAAGCUUGUUUCGGUUUAGUAAGGAGAUUAAUUGUGUGGCUUGUGGCAUUCUUGCUGCUUGGGCUGUCACUGCUGCUUCACCUGUAAUUGCUGCUAGUCAGAGGCUACCCCCACUAUCAACGGAGCCCAAUCGGUGUGAGAAGGCAUAUGUUGGGAACACAAUUGGCCAAGCAAAUGGUGUUUAUGACAAGCCUAUUGAUCUUCGCUUCUGCGAUUACACAAAUGAAAAAUCCAAUCUAAAGGGGAAGUCUCUAGCAGCAGCACUCAUGUCAGAUGCCAAGUUUGAUGGCGCUGAUAUGUCAGAAGUGGUAAUGUCAAAGGCUUAUGCUGUUGGAGCUAGCUUUAAAGGGGUAGACUUCACAAAUGCUGUUUUAGACCGAGUUAACUUCGGGAAAGCUAAUCUCCAAGGAGCUGUAUUUAGGAACUCUGUACUAUCAGGCUCCACGUUUGAGGAAGCUCAACUGGAAGAUGCUGUUUUCGAGGACACCAUUAUCGGCUACAUUGAUCUUCAGAAGCUUUGUAUAAAUAAAUCAAUAACUCCUGAUGGAAGGGCUGAACUGGGAUGCAGAUGA
Messenger RNA from Dovyalis caffra, 717 nucleotides. Lineage: Eukaryota; Viridiplantae; Streptophyta; Magnoliopsida; Malpighiales; Salicaceae. The record is from the annotation of a GenBank genome assembly.